AUGCUCAAACAUUGGGUUACGAUUCAGUCUAUUCCAAGUGCCAAUUCAGAGGGAUAUAUUCUCACAGAGCUUGAGCAAACUGUCUCCCUGACCUGCAAUGCAGGACAAGAUAUAACCUCAGGCGAUGAUAAUGAGUUGGUUUGGCUCAGGAACAAUGAAUUGGUUUCUCUGAAAGAUAAGAAUAAAAAUGGCACCAGCAGAGUAUGCAUUUCUCCGGUGAUUCUGGAAGACAGGGAGACCAUUUUCACCUGUCACCUACGCAGUAACGCCUCGGAUAAGGUCUCUGUUGUACUCAAUGUCACAUACCCUCCAGAUUUUACAGACCUAGAGGAGAUCACUGUAGAAGAGGAAGCGACUCUGAUUUUAAAAUGCAACAUAGAGGCCAAUCCUCCUGUGUCGUCAGUGGUUUGGAUGCUCAACAAGACCGCUGUGGAUUUGAAAGAAAGUCAGCUUACUCUGACCAACAAUGGACUGUCCAGCACACUGUCCACUGAGAAAGUAAAACGGAGCCUGCAUGAAGCCACAUACCAGUGUAUUGUAGAUUCACCUUUGUAUGGGCCCAAGACCAAAGAGUUCACAGUUAAUGUCACAGAUAAGACCUUGAAGUUCCCUCUGUAUCCCAUGAUCGCAGGGAUUGUAGUGGUAUGUCUCACUUCAUUACUUGCUGUUGCAGCACGAUGGAGGAAAAUUGUAAAGUGCUGCAAGUAACUUUUUUACAAGUUUGAAAGGAUGCACCAUAUGGAUUCUUUCAUACAUAGUUAUAGGACAAAAUGUAAUAAUACACCACAUAUAUUUAGCUGUCAGAAUGACAUUUGCUAUUAUUUAU
Messenger RNA from Boleophthalmus pectinirostris (great blue-spotted mudskipper), 826 nucleotides. It is a transcript of the gene tmigd1, whose product is annotated as transmembrane and immunoglobulin domain containing 1. Gene Ontology annotation, molecular function: cell adhesion molecule binding. Gene Ontology annotation, cellular component: cell-cell junction. The record is from RefSeq and is a predicted model, not a curated record. The coding region runs from base 1 to 708 and encodes 235 amino acids. The transcript has 5 exons. NCBI's taxonomy places the organism in Eukaryota, Metazoa, Chordata, Actinopteri, Gobiiformes, Gobiidae. Gene Ontology annotation, biological process: cell-cell adhesion.